This is a messenger RNA of Staurois parvus, 402 nucleotides long. Lineage: Eukaryota; Metazoa; Chordata; Amphibia; Anura; Ranidae. The record is from the annotation of a GenBank genome assembly.
GCCCCAUCGUUGGUGUCAGUGGGGGGGAGGAAUAGUGCCCCAUCGUUGGUGUCAGGGGGAGGAAUAGUGCCCCAUCGUUGGUGUCAGUGGGGGGGAGGAAUAGUGCCCCAUCGUUGGUGUCAGUGGGGGGGAGGAAUAGUGCCCCAUCGUUGGUGUCAGUGGGGGGGGAGGAAUAGUGCCUCAUCGUUGGUGUUAGUGGGGGGAGGAAUAGUGCCCCAUCAUUGGUGUCAUGGGUGGAAUAGUGCUCCAUCAUUGGUGUCAGUGGGAGGAAUGGUGCCCCAUCAUUGGUGUCAGUUGGAGGAAUGGUGCCCCAUCAUUGGUGUCAGUUGGAGGAAUGGUGCCCCAUCAUUGGUGUCAGUUGGAGGAAUGGUGCCCCAUCAUUGGUGUCAGUUGGAGGAAUGG